Molecule: messenger RNA, 2019 nt
Organism: Cloeon dipterum
Lineage: Eukaryota; Metazoa; Arthropoda; Insecta; Ephemeroptera; Baetidae
Exons: 10
Coding region: 88-1767 (559 amino acids)
Biological process (GO): phospholipid dephosphorylation; phospholipid metabolic process; signal transduction
Cellular component (GO): plasma membrane
Molecular function (GO): phosphatidate phosphatase activity
Source: RefSeq, a predicted model, not a curated record
AUUUGUUGUGACGUCUCCCUUUGGACUCUUGACGUGCGGACUGAGAAGUGAGAGCGGCAGCUGGGUGUCGAUUGGCAGUGCGAAAAGAUGGACAAGGAGGUGAGGGCCCUGCUGCGGCGCGUCCUGCUCGACGGACUGGCCCUGGCCGCAGUCGGUAUCCCCUUGCUGGUGUUUAAAUUAUGGGGCCAGCCUUACCAGCGAGGAUUUUUCUGCAACGACGAGUCCCUGCAGCACCCUUUCCACGACUCCACGGUCACCUCCGAGAUGCUCUACGUCACCGGAUUCGUCAUUCCCAUCGCCAUCUUCUUCGGCACGGAGGUCCGUAGGAAGCGUCAGGGUUGUCGAGCCGUGGGGGCGCGGCCACUUCCCCUCUGGCUGUGGGAGACCUACAGGGUGGUGGGCGUGUUCCUGUUCGGCGCCGCCUGCUCGCAGCUGACGACCGACAUCGGCAAGUACACGAUCGGUCGACUGCGGCCGCACUUCCUGCAGCUGUGCCAGCCCAACAUCGACUGCAGCCUGGCCGAGAACAGGCACGUCUACCACGAGGCCUUCGAGUGCACCAACGCCUUCGUCGACGCCUACAGACUCAAGGAGGUCCGCCUCUCCUUCCCCUCGGGCCACUCGUCCUUCUCCGCCUACACCAUGGUCUUCCUCGUUAUUUACGUGCAGGUUCGAUGGACGCGACACCGCAUUUUCACGCUGUUGCGGCCCUUCGUGCAGUUCCUGGCACUGUCCCUGGCCUGGUUCACCGCCCUGACCAGGGUGUCCAACUACAAACACCACUGGAGCGACGUCCUCGUUGGUUCUCUCCAGGGCACCAUCGUCGCCAUCCUCAUCCCUUAUCUGGCGGCCAGGGGGGCUCCCAUUCAUUGUCAGUCAGCAGCGUGCGGCAUGGCGCAGCUCGUCGGCUUCCUGGGCUCCUCGGUCCUCGUCGACUGGACCAUCCUCCUCGCAGAGGGUGCGGCGGUGUUGCUGGUGCCUCUGCUGUCGAGCGCCAAGCGGCGCGGCUUCUCGUGCUCGGACACGUCGAUCCGGCAGCCGUACGUCGAGGAGACGAUUCCCACGUGGGCGCUCGGCGUCGGAUUCGUCGUCGGAGCUCUCCUUUUGAUGGUAUUAUUUGAGCUGAUGAUGAGCGAGACUGGGCCGAGCGGGGUCGUGUGUCGGGGCCGGGCCCUGCCAGUGUGGGCCGUGAGGCUGUACUCGGUCGUCACCGCCUUUCUCUGCGGCGCCGGAUUUAGUCAAAUGACCACCGACAUCGCCAAGUACCACAUUGGUGCUUUGAGGCCGCACUUCUUCCAGGUUUGCCAGCCGAACGUGAGCUGCGACGAAAACGUGGACCCUUUUCGAUUCUACGGACCCGGCGACUACCGCUGCACCCACUGGACUGAGGAGCAGCUCGCCGACUCGCGCCUCUCCUUUCCCUCGGGACACGCCAGCCUCUCUUUCUACGUCUCUACCUACCUCGCGUUUUAUCUGCAGAGCCGCGUGCGCGACUGCUCGAACGAGCGGCGGCUGGCGUGCUUCCUGGUGCGGCCGCUGGUGCAGGGACUGGCGCUGCUCGCAGCCUGGUUCACCGCCGUCUCGCGAGUGAUGGACAACAUGCACCACUGGCGGGACGUCACCGCCGGCGCCCUCAUCGGCAUCGUCGCCGCCAUCCUCAUCAUUCAAAGUUUGAAGCCGUUCAAGGACGUGCGGUGCCUGAGGCCGAACGAGGAGUCUCCGCUGCGGCGCCUGCAGGCCAACGGUCUCGACCUCGAGAGAAACUGAGUCGCGACUCGCCGCCAAAGUGACAAUAAUAAUUAAAAGGCAAACGAUUUCGCAAACUGCCAUGCUCGGAGACCCGAAAUUAGCGCGAGUUCGGCGAAAGAGUUGCACGUUUUGCUCAACCCUUUACCUUAUUAACGAAGUGUGUUUUCUUUGGAAGUAAAUUUAUUUGACGCGCGUGUGUGUGUUUACGCCGGAGAUUGAAUAAAUAAAUAAAAAAGCGCUGAGAGUGCGUCGGCGGCGGCAGCCAGCGGA